AUGCAUCAACCAACGGAAUUCAUGGAUGUUGCAGACUCUGAUUUUCUCAGUAACAAAGAACUUGAUGAUGAUGACUCAGAAUUUGACUCUGAGUUUGAGAAAUACUUUGUAUUCUCUUCUUUCAAGAACCGCAUGUUUGGCAGGAAAAGGCCACUUCAUGUUGUCCUAGGCUCUGGAAAAAUUGCUGAUAUUCUACUAUGGAGAGACAAGCAGAUCUCAGCAAGCAUUCUCGCCGGUGUAACUUUGAUAUGGAUCCUUUUUAAGAAUAUGGAUUACACUCUGCUUAGUUUCAUUUGUGACUCUCUCAUACUCCUAUUGGCAGUGCUGUUCCUCUGGACCCAUUUAACCUCCUUCAUCAACAUAUCUACACCUAAAUUAUCAGCACUCAUCUUACCUGAAGGGUUGCUUGUUAAUGCUGCUAUUUCAAUGACAAAUGAACUUAACCAACUACUCAUAACAUUUGGUGUCCUAGCCUCUGGAAGAGAUUUGAAGAAAUUUCUCUUGGUUACAGUUACAUUGGGAGCUGUCUCAGUUCUUGGCACUUGGUUCACUGCUGCUACUCUCUUCUACAUAGUGUCCGUUAUAUUGCUGAUAGUACCAGCAGUAUAUGAAAGGCAUGAGGAUAUUAUUAACAUCAUUGCUGAGAAGGCAUUUAGUGAAUUAAAUAAUCGAUAUGCAGAGUUGAUGAAGAAGUUUUUCCGAAAUUCCCAACCCUUACAAGACAGCAUUCUAGAAUAG
Gastrolobium bilobum is the source of this 738-nucleotide messenger RNA. RefSeq names its product reticulon-like protein B5. The record is from RefSeq and is a predicted model, not a curated record. Lineage: Eukaryota; Viridiplantae; Streptophyta; Magnoliopsida; Fabales; Fabaceae. The transcript is spliced from 5 exons. The coding region runs from base 1 to 738 and encodes 245 amino acids.